Messenger RNA from Centropristis striata (black sea bass), 3172 nucleotides. RefSeq names its product WD repeat and coiled coil containing (gene wdcp). The transcript has 4 exons. Gene Ontology annotation, molecular function: kinase binding. Bases 154 to 2376 code for a protein of 740 amino acids. The record is from RefSeq and is a predicted model, not a curated record. Lineage: Eukaryota; Metazoa; Chordata; Actinopteri; Perciformes; Serranidae.
UAGUUUUGCUUCCGAGUCAAAUAGAAAUGAACGUUUCAGACACAUUUUUACCUGACAAAACGUGGUUUAAUAAUGAGAAACUCGCUAUCACUGUUUCACGUGGAUUCUACAUGAAAGGGUUGUGUUUUCUUAAGCUGUUUCAUACCUGCCAGGAUGGAUCUUGGUAAGGCAAAGCUGCUUCGGACUGGUCUCAACACUCUCCACCAAGCCAUCCACCCUGUGCACGGGAUAGCAUGGACUGACGGCAAGCAGGUCUGCCUGACAUCUCUCUACUUCGUCAACGGCGAGCUGAAUUUUGGGGACACAAACGUCAUCGGGCAGUUUGAGCAUGUCUUUGGGCUCUUCUGGGGCCCGCUGUGCUGCUCCGACUCCCCAGCCUUGCUGGCUGUCCAGCACAAGAAACAUGUUACCGUGUGGCAACUGCAGCUCAGUGCGCUUGAGCAGAACAAGCUGCUGUGCACUCAGACCUGUGAGAUGAGCGAGCCUUUCCCCUUGCUCUCCCAGGGCUGUGUGUGGCAUCCUAAACUGGACAUCCUAGCCGUGCUGACCAAGAGGGAUACUUCUGUGCUGUUUUCCGUGCGGAUGGACAACAGGAGAAUUAAAGCAGACAUCACAGGUAGUGGACUUAUCCACUGUGCAUGCUGGACUAAGGAUGGUACACGCCUGGUGGUGGCUAUAGGAAGUUCUCUUCACUCCUACAUCUGGAAUGACAUCCAGAAGAGUCUGGUGGCCUGCUCCUUCUGCCCCGUCUUCGAUGUUGGAGGCUACAUCUGUGCCAUCGAGACCACGGGGGAUGCUCAAGUGGCUGUGGCUACAGAGCUGCCUCUGGAUAAAAUCUGCGGGUUAAACGCCGGCAUAGCCUUCGACAUGCAGCCUGAAGGGGAGUCCCUGCGGAGCCACAGCCCUGUGGUCAUGUCAGAAGAAGACCACCUUGUGGACUCAAGAAGGAGAUCUUUAUCAGAGAGGUCCUACAUCGCCAGCUCCGGCCCUCUGGACCUCACCCACCUCCUGGCGAAGCACCGUCGCUCCGACCCCAGCCCCCUCAUCCACCUGCGCCGCAGAGACACCAUGACGGGCUCUGGGCAGGACUCCUCACACCUCAUCCUGGUCACCUAUGAGCGUAAAGUCACCACCAGCCGCAAGGUUAGCAUCCCAGGGAUUUUGGUUCCAGAUAUUGUGGCUUUUGACCCACGUGGCUCCACAGUUGCGGUGGCUUCCAACACCUGCAACAUGGUGCUUGUGUAUUGCAUCACAGCGUCUGCCAUGCCAAACAUUCAGCAGAUCUCCCUGCAGACAAACGAGAGGCCCAAAGGAGUGUGCUUCCUCAAUGACAAGAUGCUGCUGUUGAUGGUGGGCAGGCAGAAGUCUAACGACCCUGCCUUCCUUCCAUCUUCUAACACAGAUAAAUAUAUUCUUCGCCUCGUGGCUAAAGAACUGAUGCUCGAUGGAGAGACUCCAAUCACGCCAUCCCCCUCUCCUCACAACCAUGAGUCUAAUUUCUGCGCAGGGAUUAGGAGACACUCGGAGCACCUGUCUAAGGAUGACAGGGAGCGCACUGGGAUUAAGGACUUGGUGUUGCCUGGAGGGGGAGUCGUUCGUUCACCAGGGAACAGGCGCAGGCUGGUGGAGGAGGUGAGGAGCGGCGAGCCCAGCCCCGUCACCAGCUCCGUGGACUUCUCCGACCGAGCAUCAGACAGAGCCACGUCCAGUGCCUCCUCCAUCACGGUGGAGAACUUCGACAUGGACCACAUCAACCGCAUGAGCAGCCUGGCUGUGGCCGGCCAGAUCAGCAGGGACUCCAGCCGGGCCAGCUCGCCUCGCCUGGAGCCGUCCGACAAACUCCACACUGAUCCAACGCUGCCCAUGCCUGAGAAGACGUCGGGCCCCGCCAAGGAGCGAGCACUGGAGCAGCUGGUCCACAACAUGGAGAGGCUUUUUACGCGCUUUGCAGAUGUACAGCAGUGCCUGACAGAAAUCAGAGAUUAUACCCAGAAUGGCAAGAAGGCCCUGACUGUCUACCCAAAUGCCUGUGAACCCCCUUAUGUCAAUGUCACAUGUCAGAAGCAGUUAUCAGAAAAUGUGUUCAUUGAUGAGCGGAGGCCUGUGCUGCUGUGUGAGGGUAAGCUGUGUCUGCGUGCUCUCCAAGACCUCUUCAACCUAACCAUUGUGGAGAUGAUGUACGGUCCACUGUGGGUUGUACUUGUGGCAGAUCCAGACGGCUUUGUGCCUCUGACAUUCAAGGCCAAAGAGGAGCUCACAGUGCGGAACGGGAAGAGGAAAUCUAACCUACGGACCCCUGGGAGCCCAGACACCUCCGUCCCAUCCAGUCCAGCCCCCGGCCAAAGCCCCAGCACAGCCAUAGAAACCUCCACUUAACACACACCUCAAUUUAUGGACUCAUGCAGUUGUAGCCGUUACUUGAAUAUGUUUGACUGGAUCCAGAUAUGCAAGGCCGAGUGGAUGUGGUGUGAAUGCAGAGCCUCAGUAGUGCAGAUAACCAGAGUUUAAUUUCACAUUUAUUUUUCUAUUAGUAAGUUGAAAAGGGCUGCCUAUUCAGAUGUGAUGGUUACAUGUUGCUGCUUUGAAAUGAGAGCUUACCUUAAAGAAGCCUGAGCAUCGAACCAUGUUUUUUCUUUAAUUUUAUGUUGACAAAAUGCAGUUCUGCUGUGGUGGACACUCACUGUAGUGCCAUGGUGCUCUACUAACAGCUUUGAGUAUGUUUUAGAGAUAUUUUAGACAUUUUUUCAACUCAAAAACCAAUAGAGGCUUAUGGAUGAUGUAAAUGUUUUGUUUUGUAUUUGUUAUGACUGAGUGAAAGUCAGAUUUUACCUAUAAAAUCUCUAUAUUGUCCCUUUGAUGCUUUAAUGCUGAGUAGCCCGAAUGUGUUGAAUCCAAGUGUGAUUGAACCUUGUUAUGGAACACUCUGGUUUAUAUGUUACCAUGUCUAAAAUAUUUAUAAAAACAGUUGAAGCACUUUCUUUAUUUUUGUAAUAUUAACAAGCUCAGUAACACAUGUGACCACUAGAGGGAGCUAGGCUCAACAGAGACUUCUCUGUUUGCUGUCCAGUGGCGUUGAGAGCUCUUGAAAACCAAAUAAGUGUAAAAGUUUAUCUUGUCAUAAAAAGAAAAUAUUCUGGAAGCUUCUUGAAUAUUAAAUCUGCAUAAUUAGUUC